UAAGCUCCUAAAAUGAUGGUUUGCUCUUGUUUUCACUUUCCCAAAGCGGGAACAAAAAUUCAAAAAACCACACAGAAAAAGCUUCAAUAACUUCAAAUCUCGUUCUGCACAGACCGGAGUAGCGCCACCGGAGAUGGACGACGAAACAAUCUCCCGCAUCGUAACAGAAAUCUCCGACCUCCGCGAAACCCACCACACCGAAAAUCCACAACCACUCUCCGAACAAUCCCUCUCUUCUCUCCAAACCCUCCUCAACCAUUCCCAACCUUUAGACCCACUCUACGACGCCGUUUCACCUUCCCACCUAAUUCCCCCAAUCGCCACCGCAAUGGAUUCAUCUCCACCACCUCACUCUCUCCUCGCUUCUCACGUCUUCCUCUCCUUCCUCCUCUCCCCAAACGCCCCCGUUUUCACUCUCUUCACUCCUCUCUCCUUUCUCUCAUUCCUUCGCUCCCUCCGUCGUGCUUUCAAAAACACUAACCCUAACCCUAAUAACAACGCUCAGCAGAUUCGGAAGCGGAGACGGAACUCCAAAAACAAGAAAAAUGUUCAAAAUGACGAUGAUGAACCUAAUUCGCCGAAUUCAGUACAGAAAGUUGAUGUUAGGGUUUUGAUUUCGCUGUUUGAGAAAUUAGUUAGUGUUAUGGGUUUAAUUCAUCUUGAUCGGUUUCCCGAGAGUUUGAAAUCGUUGAUUCAAACGAUUUCUGAGGUUCCGUUGACUGCGAUUGAAUCGUGUAAUGAGGUUCAGUAUGGUAGAUUGGUUGGUUUGUGUUCGAAGAUUUUGAAAGAGGUCUUGAAACCGGAGCAUGGGGAGGUUUCGGAGACGGCUGCUGAGGUUUUAAAGGCCAUUUCGCCUUUUGUUGUAAUGCCGAAGUCUCAGGUUAGGAGUUUUGCUGUUGGUUUUGUGAUUAGUUUGAGUAGGGAUUCGGAUGGUGUGAGGAAAGCGUUGGUUAAUUUUCCGAGAUAUUUGGCGAAUAAGGCGCCGGAUAAAGCUGAUCCGAGGGCGUUGGCGGUGGAUUUUAUAAUGGAGGUUGUUAGGGUUAUGGCAGUGGGGGAUCAGAUUGAGUUUGUGAAGUAUGUUGUGAAGAUGAGUCAAGGGAAAACCAAUUUAAGGCUUUUGGCGGUUGAUCUUAUUUUGAAUCUUGUGACGUUGUUGAAGGAUCCUUUAGGGGUGAAUUCGACGGAUGAGGAAGAAGGGAAUGUGGCGUGGGGGAUUUGGUGUUUGGAGGCAUUGGUGAAGCGUUGUUCGGAUGUUAGUGCUACGAUUCGCGGGCGAGCGAUGUCGACUCUGGCGCAGGUUGUUGGGUUUUUAUCAGGUAGUGAAAAGGCUAGUGUGGUUUUGAAAGAGUUUAUGGGUUUUGGUGAUGGAAAUGUUGCGGGUGUGGGAGGAAAGGGAAUCAAUGAGAUGCUUAGGAGAAGGUGUGUGGAUGAGAAGGCUGUUGUGAGAAAAGCAGCUCUUUUGUUUGUUACUAAUUUGACUGCUCUACUUGGAGGUGCUAUUGAUGAAGUGGUGCUGAAGACAAUGGGAAUGGCCUGUUCCGAUUCACUUCUAAGCAUUCGUAAAGCAGCUGCUGCAGCUCUUUCUGAGGCUUUCAGAACAUUCUCAGCCGAAACGGUAACAACCGAGUGGCUACAUUCAGUUCCUCGUCAAAUAGCUGAUAAUGAAACUAGCAUCCAAGAAGAAUGUGAGAACUUGUUUCAAGAACUUGUUUUGGACCGAAUAUCUAGAACUGCAGCUGCCACCUCUUCAUAUAUCGAACCUGCCUCUAGUAUUAAAAAGAAAGGGAAAGGUUUAGACAACAAAAUGGAUAUGCCUGUCCCCCAAGGAAUUCUGUAUCUCCUUAGAGAGAUUUGCAAUGGGGAGGUGAGUCCUUGGGUGAAAAAAAUUUGCACAAACCUGGGCAAAAAGAAACGGUUGAAUCACAAAAUUGUUACGGCACUUCAGAAUAUAAUUAAGGUGUCCGAGUCCAUCUGGCUGAACCAUAGCAAGCCAAUAGAAAAGUGGACUGCCCCACAAGGCGCUUGGUUUCUUUUAUCAGAGGUGUCAGUAUUUCUUCCAAAAGCAGUGGACUGGGAAUUUCUUCAUCAUCAUUGGCAGCUUCUUGACAAGCAUAAAGUGAAAGGCGAGUUUAGAAGUCCAGUGGUACAAAUAAAUGCAUUUGAGGGCGACGAAAGCAUAGAAUGCAAUAAUGUUGCCUGGGCUAGUGACCGAGUAUUCCUCUUGCAAACAAUCUCUAAUGUUUCUGUCGAGCUGCCAACUGAUCCUGCUGCUGAUUUGGCUCAUAACUUGCUCAAACGGGUUGAAAAAUUCAACAUGCAUGCUACAGAGGUUGAUGCUCAUGUAAAAGCACUUAAAACAUUGUGCAAGCGAAAAGCUUCAGAUGCAGCAACAGAAGAAGCAAUAGUCUUGAAAUGGGUACACCAAGUUCUAUCCAGAGCUUCUCAAAUAAUAGAAACUUUUAUUUCAGAUAAUUCAGAGCAAAAUGCAGAAACUGACUUCUUCACUCCACCUAGAAGUGGGCCAAGUAAAGGUCGGAAGUCAGGAAGAAAGCGCAAGUCAUUGUCAAAAGCAAUUACUGCUAUUUAUACAAUUGGGUCUUUAAUUAUUGUUUGCCCGUCUGCUGAUAUGAGUGCUAUAAUUCCAUUAUUGCACACUAUCAUCACCUCUGGGAAUUCUGACCCAAAAUUAAAUAAGCUACUCGGCCCUGCAACCUCUCUACAACAAGAAUCUCCUUCUUUUUAUAUUCAAGGGUGGCUGACCAUGGGCAAACUUUGUCUUGCUGAUGGAAAGCUUGCAAAGAACUACAUUCCUCUGUUUGUACAGGAGCUUGAAAAGGCCGACUCUGCAGCUCUUCGCAAUAAUAUUGUGGUCACGAUGGCAGACUUUUGUGUUCGGUACACUGCUCUUAUUGAUUGUUACAUAACCAAGAUCACAAGGUGUCUCUUAGAUCCUUGUGAACUUGUGAGAAGGCAAACAUUCAUAUUGCUAUCGAGACUGUUGCAGAGGGAUUACGUGAAGUGGAGAGGUGUUUUAUUUCUUCGUUUCCUUUUGUCACUUGUUGAUGAAUCAGAAAAGAUUAGGCAGUUAGCAGAUUUUCUCUUUGGAAAUAUUUUGAAAGUUAAGGCUCCUCUUUUAGCAUAUAAUAGUUUUGUUGAGGCUGUUUUUGUUUUGAAUGACUGCCGUGCCCAUAAUGGACAUCGUGAGUCCAACGAAUCACGAACGGAAAGCCAACUUUUUUCCAUCAGGGGUGCUGAUGAAAAAUCAAGGUCUAGAAGAAUGCACAUUUAUGUUUCUCUACUAAAGCAAAUGGCUCCCGAGCAUCUUCUAGCAACCUUUGCCAAGUUAUGUGCAGAAAUUUUAGCUGCAGCUUCCGAUGGUAUGCUCAAUAUCGAAGAUGCAACUGGACAGUCUGUUCUACAGGAUACUUUUCAAAUUCUUUGCUGUAAAGAGAUACGCAUUCAAUCUACUCGUGUAUCAUCUGAGUCAGCAGACAUAGAAGAAGAAGGAGGAGAAAAUGGAUCUUCAACUAGAAAAGCUAUAACUCAGGCAGUCAAGAAGGGCCUCAUUCAAAACACUAUACCCAUCUUCAUAGAGUUGAAACGUCUAUUGGAAACCAAGAACAGUCCCCUCAUAGGCUCUCUCAUGGAAUGCCUUCGGAUCCUUCUCAAGGACUACAAGAAUGAGAUUGAUGACAUAUUGGUUGCUGAUAAACAGCUGCAGAAAGAGCUUAUCUAUGACAUGCAGAAAUAUGAAGCUGCAAAAGCUAAAGCAACAGUUGCUGAGGCUGUAGCCUCCAAGCCAAAAUCAGCUGCAAAUCAAUCACCUGACGUUUCUAAGAAUCUGGCAAAGGAACAAGAACAAACACAUGAACAAAAUGAGGACAGUGACAAGCCCCCAAGUGAUUCAAAAAUUGCUUCAGCAAGGGCAGAUGCUGCAGCUGCAGCAACAGCCCGUUCUUUGCUAAAGGAAAUUAACAAGGGGACAUCAACACCACAACUUAGUUCUUUGAACGUUCCCAAAGUCAAGUCUUUCACCGGUGGAUGCGUAUCUAGAGGUGAUAAGCGCUUGGAUGUCUUAAAAUCUGUGCAGAAAAAACAUUCUUUUGAUUCUGAUGAAGAGAACUAAAAAUGUAUUAGGUUUUAGUUUUCCUUCUUCUAGGUGCCUCUAGAGUCCAAAUGACAGCUCUUUUCUGGCGACUAGUAUAAGAGCUCGUUCUUUUGCUCAUUGUUGCUUAACGCUGAUCGGCUGAUGUAAAUAGCUUAGCAACUUGACGAGAGUUUAUUUUCUUAUUAAACUAGUAAUAUAUCCAUGCGUUCACAAGGGUCGUGCGGCAUUGUUGUUCAAAAACAAGCAUGCAUCUUUGAAUUGCUAUGUGUAGAUCAAUAUUAAUUUCACUCAUCCUUUUUUGAAG
Medicago truncatula (barrel medic) is the source of this 4412-nucleotide messenger RNA. RefSeq names its product condensin-2 complex subunit D3. Gene Ontology annotation, biological process: mitotic chromosome condensation; meiotic chromosome condensation. Lineage: Eukaryota; Viridiplantae; Streptophyta; Magnoliopsida; Fabales; Fabaceae. The transcript is spliced from 9 exons. Gene Ontology annotation, molecular function: histone binding. The coding region runs from base 134 to 4126 and encodes 1330 amino acids. Gene Ontology annotation, cellular component: condensed chromosome, centromeric region; condensin complex. The record is from RefSeq and is a predicted model, not a curated record.